This is a messenger RNA of Meloidogyne enterolobii, 576 nucleotides long. The record is from the annotation of a GenBank genome assembly. Lineage: Eukaryota; Metazoa; Nematoda; Chromadorea; Rhabditida; Meloidogynidae.
AUGACAAUAAAAAAGCCAAUAACAAAUCAAUAUAUUGGAGAUUUAUUGUUAAAUGUUGCCCCAGGUUUAAGUUCAAUUUUGCGUUGUUAUUGUGAAAAAUAUUGUGAUUUAUUGGAAAAGAUUAAUACACAAAGUGCCAAAGUCUCUAAACUACUCGAAAAUGGAAAGAUGGAUUUAAAAUCUCUUAUUCUUGGAUUAAGUCUGGUAUUUCGACAUGUUCAAAAAUAUUCAAGUACUUUACAAGAAAUUGAAAGGAAUACUUUGGAAAAUCAUCCAGACCGUGGAAAUUUGCAAAGAGCUGCUCUUUUCUAUUCUGAUUUGCUUGAAGAUUGUGAAAUGUUAAGAAAACAACGAGAAGCCCAAUUAGAUUUUUUACAAACAAAAUUUUUUGAAGAAAAAUUUGGAGGAAAAAAUAAUUAUGAAUCAUCAAAAUUAGGAAAAUUGUUAUAUAUUGGAAAAGUUAGUUUGUCUUUAGAAGGUAGCAAGGAUAAUAAAAAUAAUUUGGAAGAAAAGGAAAGAAUUAAUUCGCCUGUGGAGUUGGACAGGUUUUUAUUUAAAAAUUUCAAAAAUUUUUAG